AUGGGAGUUGCUGGUGUAUUGGGCGCUGCCCUACUAUGCGUUAUUCAUGGCGCUACCGUAGAAAAUACCUUAUUUGAAGAUGGUGAUGGCGUAAAUACAUUCCGUGCUUUUAACCCAACCCAAGCAGAAGAAACUUAUUCAAUGGUUACUGCUAACCGCUUUUGGUCCCAAAUCUUUGGGGUUACUUUUUCCAAUAAACGUUGGUUACAUUUCUUUAUGUUAUUUGUACCGGUAACUGGUUUAUGGAUGAGUGCUCUUGGAGUAGUCGGUCUGGCCCUGAACCUACGUGCCUAUGACUUUGUUUCUCAAGAAAUCCGUGCAACGGAAGAUCCUGAAUUUGAGACUUUCUACACCAAAAAUAUUCUCUUAAACGAAGGUAUUCGUGUGUGGAUGGCGGCUCAAGAUCAGCCUCAUGAAAACCUUAUAUUCCCUGAGGAGAUUCUACCACGUGGAAACGCUCUUUAA
This is a messenger RNA of Lathyrus sativus (Indian pea), 465 nucleotides long. The record is from the annotation of a GenBank genome assembly. Lineage: Eukaryota; Viridiplantae; Streptophyta; Magnoliopsida; Fabales; Fabaceae.